Messenger RNA from Diceros bicornis minor, 378 nucleotides. RefSeq names its product insulin growth factor-like family member 1. Lineage: Eukaryota; Metazoa; Chordata; Mammalia; Perissodactyla; Rhinocerotidae. The record is from RefSeq and is a predicted model, not a curated record. Gene Ontology annotation, molecular function: signaling receptor binding. Bases 1 to 378 code for a protein of 125 amino acids. The transcript has 4 exons.
AUGGCGACCUCCUCAGAGAUGAACAUUAUGCUGGCAUCCAUCAGCAAGGACAACCCAAGGACCUGCCGCCCCAGAGCCAUAGCUCCCCGAUGCUGCAUCCUGGCUGUAUGGGCGGCUCUCUGCAUCCUCUGUUCACACGGAGCCCCAGUGUCCCCCACGGGCGCUCACCUGAUGCUGUGCCAGCCACACAUGACCUGUGGGGACAAGUUCUACCACCCCCUGCAGCACUGUUGCUAUGACGACGCUGUGGUGCCCUUGGGCAGGACCCGGAAGUGUGGCAACUGCACCUUCAGGGUCUGCUUCGAGCAGUGCUGCCCCCGGUCACUCAGACCCCAGGAGUCCUUCGUGGUGAAGCUGAAAGGCCGAGUUGUUCCUUGA